Messenger RNA from Cyprinodon tularosa, 6232 nucleotides. RefSeq names its product formin homology 2 domain containing 3b (gene fhod3b). Lineage: Eukaryota; Metazoa; Chordata; Actinopteri; Cyprinodontiformes; Cyprinodontidae. Gene Ontology annotation, molecular function: actin filament binding. The record is from RefSeq and is a predicted model, not a curated record. Gene Ontology annotation, cellular component: cytoplasm; cytoskeleton. Gene Ontology annotation, biological process: actin filament network formation; sarcomere organization; cardiac myofibril assembly.
GCGGAGUUUAUGCAUCGCUCUCGCAGAGCAGGCACAAAGUGCAGCAGUUCCCACCGCAGUCUGCCUCAGCACCUCAGCAGCCCGCAAUGCCCUUGGAUACUGCAGCUCUUUCCGUCUCCGCAGUGCUCUGACUAGCCCGGGCUAUCAGCGACUUCUACCGGACCUAUCGUGCUGGAGCCCCAUCAGCUCUGAGAGAAACUCAUGGGAAAGGUCCGGGGAUAACAGGGUGCGGGUGAUCGCCACUGCAGAGGACCUGCCGGUGGUUCGCAGACCAGCAGGAGGAGGAGGAGGAGGAGGAGGAGGGGGUGGGCUGCCUUGUGUCAGAGGCUUCAGCGUCGCAUCCACUAUUUUGAUCACUUCAUAUCACCUUGAAUGGAUACAUCAUGGCUACGUUUACAUGCAGGGUGCAGUUCUUAGAUGACACCGACCCGUUUAACAGCACUAAUUUUCCAGAGCCCACCAGGCCGCCUCUGUACACCUUUAGGGAAGAUAUUCCUCUGAUCAAUCAGAUAGCUGGAGUCCACAGGCUGCUCAAAGCCCCACACAAGGCUGAUGACUGUGCCCUACAGCUCUCCCAUAAUGGAAGCUAUUUGGAUUUGGAGUCCACUCUGGCAGAGCAGAAGGACGAAAUGGAGGGAUUUCAGGAGGAUGGAGGACGGGGCAAGAAGCACAGCAUUAUUCUUCGAUCAAAGCUUUCUGUCAGAGUUCAUGCCUGCAUUGAAAAACUCUACAAUUCUACCGGACGGGAGCUACGCAGAGCUCUUUUUUCUCUGAAGCAGAUUUUUCAGGAUGACAAAGAUUUGGUUCACGAGUUUGUGGUGGCUGAAGGACUGACAUGUUUGAUCAAAGUGGGAGCUGAAGCGGACCAGAACUACCAGAAUUACAUCCUCAGGGCUUUAGGUCAGAUAAUGCUGUAUGUGGAUGGAAUGAAUGGCCUCAUAUCACACAAUGAGACAGUCCAGUGGCUCUACACCUUGGUUGGAUCAAAGUUUCGUCUGGUGGUGAAGACAUCCCUCAAGUUGCUGCUGGUGUUUGUCGAGUACACGGAGAGCAAUGCUGUCCUUCUCAUAAAUGCUGUGAACACUGUGGAUACCAAAGGAGGUAAAAAACUAUGGUCAAAUGUCAUGGAGAUCCUGGAGGAGAAGGAUGGUGUGGAUACCGAACUACUGGUUUUUGCCAUGACGCUCAUUAACAAGACUCUGGCAGCCCUUCCAGAUCAGGAUUCCUACUAUGACAUGGUGGACUGUCUUGAGGAACAAGGCAUCGAAACCACGGCCCGGAGACACCUAAGCAGAAAGGGCACUGACCUGGAUCUCGUUGAACAGUUCAAUAUCUAUGAGGUGACUCUUCGCCACGAAGAUGGAGAUAACGAGGCCCAGUUGCCUCCGUGUGCCAGAAAGGACCGACGAAGGGCUAGUGUCGGUGGUACCAAUGAAAGACGAGGCCUGGAGAGAAGAAGGAGCAGGAGGCAUUCGCUUCAGAAUAACAAAGAGCAUACAUCCAGCCCAGCAUCUCCAAGCAGCUUCCUGCCCUUCGGGGGACAGCGGGUUGAAGAUAUCAGUGAAAGUCUGACAGAGGCAUCACUUUCUACAGCUUACUCAGCUAGAAAGCCCUGCUGGGCUGAGAGAUUAAACGCUAAUGGCACUACCUUCCCUGGCAGACAUCAGACUCCGAGGUCACUCCACAGGCUCAGUAAUUCAGCCCCAUCCACACCUGACUCCAAGCCUGAAAGAACUGCUAUUGGGAGCUUGCUAACGUCUUCAUUCAGGCAGCACCAAGAAUCUCUUGCUCUGGAGAGAGAGAAGAGACGUCAGGAAAGAGAGGAGCGUCUGCAGCGGAUUGAAAGAGAAGAGAGGAAUCGAUUGAGUCAUGACCAUUUGGAAAAGAGGGAAGAAUUAAGACAAGCCAGGGAGGAAAGGUACAAGGCUGUGGAGAGGUCGACUGCAGAGGAGAGUGAGCGGGAGCGCCCUCGGGUGCCAACAAGAGGACGAACAGAGAUCACUCUGUGUUUGAGUCCAACUCCAAGCGUCCGCUCAGUAUCACGAUGUUCAACAGCCUCACCCUCCAUCUCACAGGGAGCCACAGCCAUGGCUCCAGAGAAGACAACAUUGGGAACAGAAUGCAUCUCAAGACCAAACCUUUUCCGACAGAGCAGAACCAAAAGUUCAGUGCCUGAAUUCUCAACGUCAGUACCUCCCCAACAAUUAGACAGGACUGAGACAAAGACAGAGGCAGGGAAUGUUGCUGAUAUAAAGAAUGGCAACAAUGACCUAGCACAGCUGGAUGUGAAGGAGCAGGCAGAGAAGGAGAAUGAAGAGAAACCAAAGCAGGAGAUGCUUAAAAAGCAGGAGCAGAUUGUUGAUGAGGUUGGAGCGGAUGCAGCAGGGACAACUGAUGCAGCAGAGGUUGGAGAGCAGGAUGUGAAUGUAGUAGUGGAGUCAGAGGAGAAAGUGAAGCAUGCAGAUGGGGAGGUGGAGGAGGGUGUGGUUCUGAGUGAGAAAGAGAGACAGAACGAGGAAGUGAACGAAAAGGACAAUUGCUCUGCAUCCAGCAUCUCUUCCACAAGCAGCACCUUAGAAAGGGAGGAGCGGGAGCAGAAGCCAGCAAAAGAGGCUGAAUCAGGCCAAUGGCAUCAGUGUCUAAAGGAGGCAGAUGUGACCGACCAGUGCAAGAAGAUUCUCAACAACAAGCGCUUUAUGCUGGACAUGCUCUAUGCCCAGAAGGCUGUCUCUGAGGAUGGCGGAGAGGUUGUGGAGUCAGAGAAGGAAAGGUGUAAGUGUGAGAGGGAGACAGACGCUAGUGAUUCUGUGACCAGUUUGGCAACCCGGAUCUCCACACUGGAAGCGAACAGACAGGCCAGAGAAGACAAUGUUAAAAGAUUGGAGGUGGAACAGCUGGACAACCAUGGCAGUGUCAGAACCGUGGCGGAGAGGUUUGGGGAUUUAGUUAAAGGUCUAUCGUCUACGCUAGAGAUAGAGGCUCCUAAAGAGCAACCGCAGAUAGACAAAUCAUCUGGUUCAGCCCCUAAGAAGGAGUCAGAUCAUAUCUGGGAUCAGCUGAUGGCAUCUCCCAGGGAGCUGCGAAUCAAAGAAAUGGACUUUACGGAUCUUAGAGAGGAGGACGAUAUGGACAUUUUAGAUAUGGAGACACUGAUGGCUUCACCACCUCCACCAUGCAGUUCCACCCUCCCACCACCUCCACCUUUGUUCGGAUGCCCCCCACCCCCACCCUUUCCUGGCAGAAUGAUGCCCCCACCUCCUCCAUUUAUGGCUCCCCUACCGCCACCUUCUCCUCAUCUGGGUAGAGGAGAAGCCCCUCGGUUCCAGAAGAAGAAGACUAUCCGUCUCUUCUGGAAUGAGGUACGGCCUGUGGACUGGCAGCGUAAAAAUCACAAGUUCUGUAAGGAGUCCCUGUGGUCCAACCUGGAGCCGGUUAAACUGGAUACAUCCAAGCUGGAGCAGCUGUUUGAGACCAAAUCCAAGGAGCUGUCCGUCACAAAGAAACCAUCAGCUGAAGGCAAACGACAAGAAAUCAUCGUCCUCGACUCAAAGCGCAGCAACGCCAUAAAUAUUGGAUUAACUGUCUUACCUCCUCCUCGCACAAUCAAGACAGCUAUUCUCAACUUUGAUGAGUACGCACUGAACAAGGAAGGCAUUGAGAAAAUCCUCACAAUGAUCCCAACGGAGGAGGAGAAGCAGAGGAUCCAGGAGGCUCAGCUGAUGAACCCUGAUGUCCCGUUGGGCAGCGCUGAGCAGUUCCUGCUCACCCUCUCCUCCAUCACAGAGCUGUCAGCGCGACUGCAGCUGUGGGCCUUCAAGAUGGACUACGAGCUUAUUGAGAAGGAAGUGGCAGAGCCACUGCAGGACCUGAAAGAAGGAAUGGAUCAACUUGAAAAAAACAAAACCCUCAGAUACAUCCUGACCACCCUGCUGGCCAUUGGUAACUUCCUCAAUGGAUCAAAUGCCAAAGGCUUUGAGCUGAGCUACUUGGAGAAAGUCCCGGAAGUGAAGGACACGAUUCAUAAGCAGUCCCUGUUGCACCACGCCUGCUCCAUAGUGGUGGAGAAGUUUCCAGACAGCACCGACCUCUACUCUGAGAUAGGAGCCAUCACCCGCUUGACCAAGGUGGAUUUCGACCAGCUUCAAGAUAAUUUGGCCCAGAUGGAGCGCAGGUGCAAAGCAUCAUGGGACUACCUUAAAGUUAUUGCAAAACAUGAGAUGAAGCCAGCGUUGAAGCAAAAAAUGUCUGAUUUCCUCAAAGACUGCGCAGAGAGAAUUAUAAUUCUGAAAAUAGUGCAUCGCAGAAUAAUCAACAGGUUUCACGCCUUUUUGUUAUUCUUGGGCCAUCCGAUCUAUGCGGUAAGAGAGGUCAGCAUACAUCGCUUUAGCAAGAUCCUGAGUGAAUUCGCCCUGGAGUACCGCACGACGAGAGAGCGUGUGCUGCAGCAGAAACAGAAGAGGGCCAACCACAGAGAAAGAAACAAGACCAGGGGGAAAAUGAUAACAGAUAGCGGUAAAUUUGGAGGGGCUUCUUCAGAUGCACAGGAGAGCCAGGCUCAGGGUAUCCAGAGCGCUGACGAUGCAGCAGAGCAUGAAAACAUGAAGGCUGUGUUAAAAACUGGUCUGAAAGAUGGAGAGAGCAGCACAUCCACUGUGCCCGGGCUGCGAGGUCGCACCAGAGGCGGCAGCCUCAGAGCGCGCGUUGCUCCAUGGUGUUCUGCUAGUGAUGACCCUAUAAGCUGUACAGAUGACACAGCUGAUGAGAUCAUGGAGAGGAUUGUUCGAUCAGCCACUCAGGGGCCCAGUCAGAGGACACUACCUCGUGAGAGGAGGCGAUCCCGGCUAAACAGGAAAUCAUUAAGGAGGACUCUAAAGAGUGGCUUGACGACAGAGGAGGCCAAUGCCCUCGGCUUGUCCAGUGGUUCUGAGCUUCAGGUGUGAGAAAGAUGAGGAUUCUGCUGGACAUUAGGACAACUGUUGGCCCUUUCACUGCCUCACACACACCCCCCUCCAAUCCAGACUGGAGAUCCACCCCUUUCUUGCCUCCAACCACCUGCAAGCUGGGAUGAAGUUGUUUGGUUUACAUACUGUGAUAUGAGAAAAAGGGAAAAAUCGCUGAGGAGAUCUUAUUCUUAAACCUGUGGGCAGGAAAAACAGCUUUGCAAUGAAACCACUAAGCUUGGCUUUCGCCAGAUGAACACAGAACAAGUGCUUUUGCAAGGCUUUACCGCCGUCAUCCUGCAUACAAAUGCCCACUAAGGUUUGUGUCUUGCUUUGUGUGCUUGAGGCUGCCAGUGCACGUGCUUCAACCACUGCAGCCUACCUUUGGACACAAAAGGCUGAACGUGGUGCAAAUCUUGAACCCUUAAAAUUACUGUGCACUGGGGGUUAAACGACAUAGCUGAGCUGAAUGACAUUUCAUCUAUUGAAUAGAUGGCUUGGUGCAGAUGGUUAUUUUGUUGUAUACUACUGGGGUUAUUUUAUGUUUAAUUUUGGUCCGAAAAGGUGCUUAAAUAAGGAACAUUUUGCACUGGAUGUAAAAGUUUGGCUAUCAUUGGAAUGUGAGAUUUUUGACACUGAUGAACCACUCUGACAUCUGAAUCUGACUAUGUGCUCAUCAAUGUGCCAGCUAUUCAGAAGUAGCACACUUUUAACAUCACAAAAUUGGAUAGAAUAAGGCAGAUGUAGUUUAAAGAUAAAGAAGGAAUUUAAUAGUGUAGAUGUAUUUUUGAAGAUUGUGAGGAGACAAAACGUUCAGUGUUGCAUUGUUUGAUCAAUUCUUAAAUUAAAACUAAAGAGCUGCAAGCAUUCAUGGAAGGCAGGAGCAGUUCGAACUCUUUCUAAAUUUGCAUUUUAUAGAAACUAUGAGCUGCACAUUUCAGUGCCUUGCAGACAGUUAUUUAUUAAGAUGCUUUCAGGGAUAUGUGAUAACCUUGUUUCUACAGAUGUGCAGCCUGUGUAUGAGAAGAUAAUUUUAGCAUUAAUCAGUUUUUAAACCCAUCAUAAUAAAGUAGCUUUUUGGCUACAUUAGGGGUAUUUAAUUUCUACGGCUUCAUGUUGGUUUGAACAUUUAGUGUCUCAUUUAGCUUUCUGCACAUGUAACUAUUUAAGAAAGGACAAUGUAAUGUACAGGUCCUCAAAAUAUUAGCAUAUUGUGAUAAAGUUAAUUAUUUUCCAUAAUGUAAAGAUAAAACUUGAACAUUCAUAUAUUUUAGAUUAAUUGCACACUAACU